Eublepharis macularius is the source of this 4569-nucleotide messenger RNA. RefSeq names its product ubiquitin carboxyl-terminal hydrolase CYLD-like. Gene Ontology annotation, cellular component: cytosol. The record is from RefSeq and is a predicted model, not a curated record. Gene Ontology annotation, biological process: protein K63-linked deubiquitination. Bases 253 to 2616 code for a protein of 787 amino acids. Gene Ontology annotation, molecular function: K63-linked deubiquitinase activity; cysteine-type deubiquitinase activity. The transcript has 15 exons. NCBI's taxonomy places the organism in Eukaryota, Metazoa, Chordata, Lepidosauria, Squamata, Eublepharidae.
UCGGCUCCGGUUCUUUUGCUCUCAUCAGUUUCCUUUCCCAAAAAGGAGGCGGAGAAGAGGCGGCCGAGCCAGGCCGGACGGGGCUCCUCUUCGCGGGCCAGGUGAGGGAGCGCGACGGGGCGGCCGGGCCGCCUUCCUGUUCCUGUUCCCGUUCCCUCAGGUCACCGCUCCCCUGCCGACUUCCUCGACGUUGCCAUCCUCCAGGUGGGACCUGGAGAUCCACCGGAAUUGCAGGAGUCAAGAACCGGAAAGAUGACUACUGCAGUUCUACCUUGCUCCUUCCAGCUUUCCCACGGGGAUAAGAAUAUUUAUUACAUCCUGACAGAAGACCACCCGUAUGGCAGCAAAUUAUUUGGCGCCGGGAGCAUCUGUUACCUGAAAGAGCAGACGUACCUGCGGUAUAUUAGCAGCGACAUGUUCAGCACUCGCUUUUGGAGGUUUGUCAUGGUAGAGGAUAGCUCUGUGGUCACUAUGGAUGUAGAAAUUCUGCAUCCCCUGGACAAGAAGAUGGCGGAUUUCCUCAUCGCUAUUAGCAGCCACGGCGAACGGUUGAACUGUUUUCUGGACAAGCUUGUUCUGGACUCCGCUAUGAAGGCCAGAGAGGGCCAACGGGUCCUCGUAGAUUUGGACCAGCAGACUUUCCCUGGUACCAUAUGCUAUAUUGGGAAGCUAAGGAGCCCUUUGCCAUCUGGGCUGAGUCCAGUUUACUUUGGGGUAGAGUUGCAGGGUGACGGUGUUGGCAAAGGCCACUGUGAUGGAACCUAUAAUGGGACCGAAUACUUCAAGUGCAAACCGGACUGUGGCCUCUUUCUGCCAUGUAACAAACUGCGGUUUGUACCAGCAUCUGAGAACAACAAGAUGAAGCAAGAGCCGAAGCUGGAGGCAGUACAAGAUAUUCCAGUGAAAGUUGGGGAAACUGUUGGCUUCUAUUUGGAUGAUGUCUAUACUCGAGGAGUAGCAAUGGCUGUAUACAAAGAAGGAAACAACUGGAUGGUUAAAGUAUGCCCGGAGGAAGAAGGGGCAACAGACCAUUUUCGGGAAAUCCCCAUGGACUCCGUAGUGAAGGAAGAGCUGCUUUCUUCAGCAUUCGCGGUCGACACAGAUGGUGGGCUGUGGACCCAAAGAAAAUACGAGAGAAUUGAGACGACGGGGGACAGAGAGAACAAGUCCCCCUCCCUUGACGUGAACUCUGUUGUGCAGAUCGACUUGGGCAAGGGCGAUUCAGUCACCGGCACCAUCCGCUGGAUUGGCUGCCUGUUUAAAACGCAGCAGAAAAUGGCUGGGAUUGAACUGGAUGAAGAGAAGGGUGACUCGGACGGUGAGUGGCAGGGUGUGCGCUACUUCACCUGUCCCCCGAAGCGGGCCCUGUUUGUCAGCUUGGAGCAGUGCCAGCCAGACAUGCGCUUCCAGUGUAACAACGUUUUCCUGGAGCCCACCGAGCUCAGUGGUCUGGAGGUGCCGGAGGUUCUGAGCAACUCUCCCCCCCUCCAGGCGGAUGUGGCUGUGCACGUUCUGCGGGGGCGGAUGAAGGGCAUCCAGGGCCACUGCAACUCCUGCUACAUGGACGCUGCCCUCUUCAGCCUCUUCUCUUGCACUUCUGUGUUGGACUCUAUGCUCUUCAAGCCCUCCCUCCCACCUGAUAGACACAUUCAGAAGAUUCUCCGGGACAAGAUAGUCAACCCGCUUAGACAGAAUGGCUUUGUUGCUGCAAGCAGUGUGAUGAACCUUCGGCACCAUCUGACCGAGAAGGGCCAGUGUUCCAGCUUUGCUACUUCAGAGAAAGACCCUGAGGAGUUUCUUAAUCUUAUUAUGCAUCGCAUCCUUGGAAUUGAGCCACUUUUGAAGCUACAGUCCGGAAAGCUUAAGGAGCAGGAGUGCUACUGCUACCAGAUAUUCAUGGACAAGCAGGAGGACCUGGUGGUGCCCAACGUCCAGCAGCUGGUGGAACAUUCCUUCCUCUCCUCUGACCUCAAGCUGGUGGAAAUUCCAUCCUGCUUCAUCCUCCAAAUGCCCCGUUUUGGGAAGGAAUACAAAAUGUUCAGCAAAAUCAUUCCCUCUUUGGAGUUGGAUAUCACCGACCUACUCCUGGAUAGUCCCCGGGAGUGCUUUGUGUGUGGAGACGUUGCCACUCAAGAAUGCUCAGCGUGCUUUAAAGACAAGAUGUUUGCGGACACGGGUCUGAAGCAGUAUUGUGAUUCUUGCUGCAGACAGGCUCAUUCUCAUUAUCAGCGCAAAAUGCAUCAGCCCACCAAGUUGCGCGUUCCCGAGGCGUUCUGCAGGGGCAGCUCUCUCGGCAGCCGGCAAGUGCCCCGGGAGAAACUGGAGCUCUUUGCCGUCCUCUGCAUUGAAACCAGCCACUAUGUCUCUUUUGUGAAAUACGGGCCAGAGAGAGAGAACUGGAUGUUUUUUGACAGCAUGGCAGACAGGCAUGGUGACGAGAGUGGCUUCAACAUUCCCACUGUGACGCUGUGUCCGGAGGUCGCCAAGUACUUGGAGAUGCCGGUGGCUGCCUUGGCCAUGGAACAGCCUCGGGACAUGGAAGGAGUAGCCAAGCGCCUCUUCUGUGAUGCCUACAUGUACAUGUAUCAAAGCAAGAAAAUGGCGCUUUAUAAGUGACCGAUGGACUGCCCUCUGUUGCCAGCAGUCCUGCCUGGAUGGAGUGGAGGCAAAGCGACUCCGGGGCUUGUCUGUCACAGUUCUCUUCCAAAGCUUCUCUCAUGCUGUUGUAGAAUUACCUCUGAGGUUGGCACUCUGUAGGACUCUUUUGCUUCAGGCAGCUGGUGAUCUGAGCCAUCUGGAGUCCCGGACGUGUCUGCAGCACGGCAAAAAUGUCUGCACCUUGCUCCACGCAGCGAAUCGCUCCCUGGUGUCCUUUGACACAGCCGAGCCCGAGUCUUUCUUUCAGCUUCAUCUCAGGGAAACAGGAGUUUAGAGGCGGCCUCGGGUUCUAGCCACCAACCCACCAUUUCUCACUUUUUUCCGGGUUCUGUGAAUCCAAAGGCAAGAGGGAAACGUCUCGUGCAGGGACCUUUUCCUGCUAUAAACGCUGGGGUUUUGACCUGGAAUGUCAAAGAACCAACAAUUGCUACUGCCCUGCCCUGUGCACUUUUUGCUUUUUCGGUUUCUCUCUGUCUUUGUGACAGUCCUAUACACAUUAUUAGCACUUUUUAAAAUUACCCCCGUUUUCAACGGUGAUUGUAGCUUUGGAGGGACACUUCUUGAAUACGGUAUGCACUUUGAACAAAUGUUGUUACUACCACAGUUGCUGGUGCAGUGAACCGGCAAAUUGCCCAGGUCUGUGAGCAGGGAGGGGCUCUCCAUUUUUGCCUCUGACUGUUAUUUAUUUUUCCUCUUGAAACCCUGGCUGGGUUCAUGAAGCAUUCCGGCAGCCUCUAUCGGAUCAGCUGAGCAACUUCUGCUGUGCAUCUUCCAUGUCGGAUACUGCUCUCCAUUCCUGGCACGUUGUAAGGAAAUGUGGCAACUGCAGCUAGGGUCAAGCAAGGCAUUUUGAGUCACAGGCGCCUUAAAGGAGCCGCAUCUGUGGGAGGGGGUCGGCCUGCCCCAUGUGCUCCAAGUUCUGCAGUUCCCCUUUUGACUCCUCACCCUGAUGCCAACGGACCUCUGGUGGUUGGAUUUCUUGCAGAGGUUCCUAGAAAUGGUUUCUCUACCCCCUCCCCCCAAUUCUAUGCAACUAAUUUCAUUCAUUUUGCACCGAUCUCUUUAUCAGCUGGACCCCUUUUUUUAGUUCCCCUUUCUCCUUAAUUUCUUUGAUGCUCUGGGGACUUGGUCCCCCCCCCCUGUGGUAUUAAAGACUUAAGGUUCUUCCAAGAGUAUUAAAAUACUCUUUUUCAUCACAGGCGGGAGAAGCUUCUAUCUGUGUAGAUUUUACGAAGCACCUUUAGAUAAUGGAAGAUAUCCUGGUUCAGAAAAUACUGUAAAGAGUGGAGAGAGAGAGGUACUUUAGGGAGGGAGGGGGACUCAUGUUUGUGCCAGCUGGAGCCGAUUUUUCUGUGUUUUCUAAGCUGCCUUGGAAACUAUGCCCUGUCUCUAUGGACGUUUCCUGCUUUGUGCUCUGUGAACAAACUGCAGGGAAUUUUGAUGUUUGUCCGAAGAUGCUUCUCUUUGGGGAGCAAAGCAUGCCUGAGACUCGCAGAAAUUUUGCAGGUUUCUCUACUGCUCACCUUGGGUUGUCUAUUUGACUCCCCCCCCCCCGCCCUCCUCGAGAAAUAACGGUGGCCACUAAUACACAUGGUUUCCUCUGGCGGUAGAUGGGAGUUUCUCUUGCGAAGGUCCCAAGCAGUCCAGGUACGGGGUUUGUGCUUGCUUGGACUGUUUUUGGCAGAUCUGAUGCAACAUUCUUUGCCAUUCAUGCCAUCUCUGAUGAUUGGUAAGUGGUUCUCUCCCAUGUGCCCUCCCCCCCAAGAUUAUUUAAAUGCUUGUUUUUUUUCCCCCUUUAGCUGUUUCUGUAAUGUUUGCCUUAAGCAAUCUCAGGGGAAGGGAGGAAUAUUUUUGUACGCUGUAUCAGUUUCCAUUUCAAAAAUAUGUCUUCCAAUAGAGAUUUUUCUAUGA